Molecule: messenger RNA, 366 nt
Organism: Hydatigera taeniaeformis
Lineage: Eukaryota; Metazoa; Platyhelminthes; Cestoda; Cyclophyllidea; Taeniidae
Source: the annotation of a GenBank genome assembly
AUGCGUUCCGUGAAUGGGGUAAACAGUGCUGUUCGACGAUUCUCGGAACCUCCGCGCUACAACUACGCCCCUUUGAAACGAAGCAUGGAGGCUGCUGGUGAGAGAGCACCUGGGAGGUUGGAAGAGACUGGUCCUGCAGUUGUUAGUACUGACAUGUCAACAGAAUCGUCGACAGGAAGUACUGCUACCGUGGCGACAAAAGGUUUAGCUCAGCGUUUUACCUCCACAAUUUCCUUGAACAUCUCUUCAUUGACGUCUAACUCCUCUACGGUAAACACAAAUAACAACGCCUCAACCAUUAGAACACCGAGACUAGGUUCGAAAAACACAUCGGGAAGACGAGGCAAGUUACCGUUAGAUGUAUGA